UAAGUAGGUGCAACAAUGAGCGAGCAUGGAGACGAGGUCCCCGAGCGAGAGGAGGUGAAGAACGACGAAAGGAACGAGAACGACAAGGAAAACGACGGAGACGACGACGAAGACGGCGAGCACAGCUCCGAGCCCAGGACCGCCGACGAUAGCGGCGCCAGCACUGACUUGGGAGUGUCUGGUGGACCUGGAAAGACUCCGAUCAGUUUGCUGCAAGAGUACGGAACCAGGAUCGGAAAAACCCCCGUGUAUGAUUUACUGAAGGCCGAGGGUCAGGCACAUCAGCCAAACUUUACCUUCAGGGUUUCCGUUGGUGACGUGAGCUGCAUUGGACAGGGACCAAGCAAGAAGGCAGCCAAGCAUAAAGCAGCUGAAGCUGCCCUGAACAUCCUGAAAUGUGAAUCAAUGCAGGGAGACGCUGCUUCAUGUGACAACGGCCACAGUCUGGUUCACGUUGAAAAUGGAAGUUCUUUGCCAUCUCAGCCAAACUCGGACAACAACCCUGUUGGUGCAUUACAGGAGCUGGUGGUACUGAAAGGUUGGCGUCUCCCGGAGUACACGGUAACUCACGAAUCUGGCCCCGCACACAGGAAGGAAUUUACAAUGACCUGCCGUGUGGAAAGCUUCAUAGAAACAGGCAGUGGAACUUCAAAGAAGUUGGCCAAAAGGAAUGCUGCAGCGCAGAUGCUAACACGGAUCCGGGACCUGGUUCCGGAAAGGCGGGAGGCUGCUGAAGCUGAAUGUGACGAUGGAGACCAUGCACCACUGGCGUGUGGCUCACGGGGCAAGGUCACUCAGGGCUGCACCUGGGACUCGCUGAGAAACUCUGCCGGGGAGAAAAUCGGUUACCUGAAGAAGGUUCCAUUAGACGCGCUGGGUGACGGCUACUGCAAGCUGCUGCAGGAGCUUGCCCAUGAGCAGCGAUUCCACAUCACGUACUUUGAUCUGGACAUGAGCCGGAGUGGAAGGUGUCAGUGCUUGGUGGAGCUCUCCACUCAACCAGUGGCUGUGUGUCAUGGCUCUGGAAAUCUUCUUGGUGAGGCCCAUGCUAAAGCAGCCUAUAGUGCCCUGCAGUAUCUCAAGCUCAUGGCUGGUCGCAAGCAGUAAUGAAAAGAGUGGUGGCAACAUAGCGAUGGUAAAAAUAAUAGUAGUUGUAGAUAGAGCAGACAUGCUGACAAGUUAUGUUACAGUAACUUGAUGGCAUGGAUUACCGUACAUGCACCCAUGGUGACUACCUCGAGCACGUGCAUAUCGUUUUUGAAACCAAGUGAAAAUGUUCAUAAGAAAGCAUUGCUAUUCAUAACAAUCGACACUAAAUUAUUUUUCUCAUUUUCUGCCAAGGAGUUAUUUUUGAAAUCUAGUAUUAGUUUUUUUUUUAUAUUAGUUCUUAUGUUGGUGUUUAACACCAGGAAUGCUGCUAAACGUGAAUGCUCAAGUGAAAUUAGUCUCAUGGCACGAAUAGAAAAUGUUCAAUAAACUUUUACAAUUUCA
Molecule: messenger RNA, 1491 nt
Organism: Lethenteron reissneri (Far Eastern brook lamprey)
Lineage: Eukaryota; Metazoa; Chordata; Hyperoartia; Petromyzontiformes; Petromyzontidae
Product: RISC-loading complex subunit tarbp2-like
Biological process (GO): siRNA processing; regulation of regulatory ncRNA processing
Cellular component (GO): cytoplasm; RISC-loading complex; nucleus
Molecular function (GO): siRNA binding; double-stranded RNA binding
Source: RefSeq, a predicted model, not a curated record